GUUAGAGAAAUACUGGAAAGGUAGUGAUUAAACCGGUACUAUUUGAUCUCACCUCGCAGAAGUCGAUAUUUAUUCAGUGAGCACGGAUGCGCUUGGCUCCUGAGACGCUGCAAAGCCAGCGAACGAGUACGUAUUACGCAAUAUCCCCGCCUGUCCUGUGCGCUAUAACCGGAUCAGCGUUUGCACUCUGCGUCUCUCCGUUCCUACAGACCAGACAACCUGACACCCUCCACUUUACAGGUACGACACAGUAUAUGCAAUGCACAUUAUCAGAAUGGGACUCUUAUAGUCUUUUAGUCACCUUUCGUUUCACCACGAGUCCUGACGUUUGACGCACAAUAAUAUGCACAUAAAUGGGAACAUGGCGGGUUGCAUUUUCACUAAAUCUGCUAGAGGGUCGACAUAUUUGGUUUUGGUGUGUGUGUUUAUUUGUGUGGUUACUGCGUCAUCUCGUCAAAGUGUACCAUGGGCGCGAGAAGGGCGACUAUGUGCAGUGCCUGAGGAUGUGCUCAGUCACCUGCUCAGGUCUAGGGAGGAUCUUGUGGGAUUCAAGUUGCACUAGGGUUAGGCUGCUGGCCCAUACCUGGCUUGCCUGGAUACAGACAGGCCUGCAUAGUUACAGACUAACACAGUUGUUUUGUCUCGUUAGAUUAUCAUUAUUGCCAAGAAUUCAUGUUUAUUUCAUAUCGCCACCACAUAUUUUUGACACUAACAGAGGUGAAUGUUUGCAACUGCACAUGACUGCAACAUCCCAAACAAACCAAGAAAAUUGUGGACUUUGUUUAAGGAGAAAAAAAAACAAGUCACAUUUUAAAUGGUAAUGCAGCACAGGCGUGGUACAAGAGGUUUCUGAUGAUUAAGAUCAAAACAGUCUUCAGCGACUAUGGGAAAGGAGAAGCUCCACAUUAACAUUGUUGUGAUUGGUCACGUGGACUCUGGCAAAUCCACUACCACAGGACAUCUUAUAUACAAAUGUGGAGGUAUUGAUAAGAGAACAAUUGAAAAAUUUGAAAAGGAAGCUGCAGAAAUGGGGAAAGGUUCAUUCAAGUAUGCCUGGGUCCUGGACAAGCUAAAAGCAGAAAGGGAACGUGGCAUUACAAUCGACAUUUCACUGUGGAAAUUUGAAACUAGCAAAUAUUAUGUUACCAUUAUUGAUGCUCCAGGACACAGGGACUUCAUCAAGAAUAUGAUCACUGGUACAUCCCAGGCAGAUUGUGCAGUGUUGAUUGUGGCAGCAGGUGUGGGAGAGUUUGAAGCAGGAAUCUCCAAGAACGGCCAGACACGAGAGCAUGCACUUCUGGCCUAUACAUUGGGUGUGAAGCAGCUCAUUGUGGGCAUUAACAAAAUGGACUCUACUGAACCAAACUACAGCCAGAAACGCUAUGAAGAAAUAGUGAAAGAAGUGAGCACCUACAUCAAAAAGAUUGGCUACAAUCCAGACACAGUCGCUUUUGUUCCCAUUUCAGGUUGGAAUGGAGACAACAUGCUGGAACCAAGCCCCAAUAUGACAUGGUUUAAGGGCUGGAAGAUAAACAGAAAAGAAGGCAGUGCAUCUGGGACCACACUUCUGGAGGCUUUGGAUGCUAUUCAGCCCCCAACACGUCCAACAGACAAACCCUUGCGUCUUCCGUUGCAAGAUGUUUACAAAAUAGGAGGUAUUGGGACAGUGCCAGUGGGCCGCGUGGAGACCGGCAUCUUAAAGCCCGGGAUGGUGGUGACUUUUGCCCCGGUCAAUGUGACCACAGAGGUCAAAUCAGUGGAGAUGCACCAUGAGGCACUGACUGAAGCACUUCCUGGAGAUAAUGUGGGAUUCAAUGUCAAGAAUGUGUCUGUUAAAGACAUUCGCCGGGGCAAUGUGGCUGGGGACAGCAAGAAUGACCCUCCCCAGGAGGCUGCGAACUUUACUGCCCAGGUGAUUAUCCUGAAUCACCCUGGGCAAAUCAGUGCUGGUUAUGCUCCAGUGCUGGACUGCCACACUGCACACAUCGCCUGCAAGUUUGCAGAACUAAAAGAAAAGAUUGAUCGACGUUCUGGAAAAAAGCUGGAGGACAAUCCAAAAUCUCUCAAGUCCGGAGAUGCUGCUAUUGUAGAUAUGAUUCCUGGGAAGCCCAUGUGUGUUGAGAGCUUCUCUGAAUACCCCCCACUCGGUCGCUUUGCUGUGCGUGACAUGCGUCAGACUGUGGCUGUUGGUGUAAUCAAAGGUGUGGAUAAGAAGGCUUCCACCACUGGUAAAGUCACAAAAUCAGCCCAGAAGGCCCAGAGGAACAAAUGAAUGCUGUGCUCAUCUGCCAGCCCCAACAUCUCAUGUAAAAGGACAUCUGCUCUCCUACAUCCAAGUGGUCAUUUUAACCUGGUAAACAAGGACUGGCUUACAACAAUGCACCGGAAAAGCAUUAGAAGGAAAAAAAAAAACUUCUUAAUAGGGCACUACCAACUAAAUGUAGUAAUGCUUAAAUUGUAUCAUUCAAUGUAACACCAGUGCUGGAGGUGUACAGAUUUGUGGCAAUAUCUUUCUGUGAUAACAAGCUCUUCAGUACUUUACUAUUUAGUAAAUGAGUGUGGUUCUCUUGUGUUGUUACUGCAGUGCUCAAUAGGUAAUAGGCAACAUAAUUAACAGUUUAACUCUGUUGUUUGUAUUAGAUCUGUCUGUAUAAGCUUUAAACACAUAUCAAAAGAUGUGAAAGUUUGCCUUUUCCCUUAUGAAGUGAAGUACUUCAAUCAUUAAGCACUUUAAUUGGAAUUUUGCUGAUUUUGUACUUUCACUUAAGUAGAACAAUGACAUGCUACUGCACUUUACUAUUCUAUAC
Molecule: messenger RNA, 2807 nt
Organism: Boleophthalmus pectinirostris (great blue-spotted mudskipper)
Lineage: Eukaryota; Metazoa; Chordata; Actinopteri; Gobiiformes; Gobiidae
Product: elongation factor 1-alpha 1
Exons: 8
Coding region: 884-2272 (462 amino acids)
Biological process (GO): translational elongation; translation
Molecular function (GO): GTP binding; GTPase activity; translation elongation factor activity
Source: RefSeq, a predicted model, not a curated record